AUGAGCCAAUAUAGGGAUCCUUUUAUUGGAAGAGGAGAAGUGAGUGGAGGAAGUAGCGGAGGAAGUGGAUCCAGGAAUAGAAGAAACAACGAAGAAUAUAUGUAUCAAAGGAGAGAAGAGGACGACGGGUCUCAGUACUCACCUUCAAGUGAGUACUCGUCGAUCCAUGGCUUUCCUGCAGUGCCUACCGACAUGGGCAGCCGGUCCUCAGCCCGACCGAUUCAGCAGCCACCUCGAAGGCCUCAACAGCCCAUGUCGUCUCGACAAGGUGGAAAUGGAGGACAACAAAGUUUUCCAAUACCUCCAGUGCCCAGAACACCUGGUAAUAAUAACAGUAAUGGGAGCCGAGGGCCUCCACCACCACGACCAGUAAGACGGGAUUAUGUCCCCUCAAACUUAGAUUCGUCUGAAGUCCAAGAAGUGCAGCAAAAUCCCAAUUUCUCGUAUCGUUUGAACCAACAGCCAGUUAGGACUCAGACCAGGUACUCCCAGCAAUCGGAUGACGAACACAGUCCAAUAUCGCCAGCGAAGCCUCCAACAAAUCGUCCGUCCGCGUCCAGCUCACGGUCGAUAUUUAUCGGCUUUGACCCCUCAAAUCCCCCGCCCACCGACCCAAAUUCUUUGGGAGUGAUACCAAAUUUUCCUUCCGUGCCGCCUGCUUCUGGAUCAAACAGGAAAUCUUCGGGCACUGGUCCUCCUCCGUCUGCGCGUCGUGGAACAUCUUCUUAUUACUCCCAACAAGCAUUGAUGGUUUCUCCAAUUCCAGAAGAGUCGUCAGGGUCGGACCGCCAUGGGUCUUACGCUUCGAGUACAGCGAUCCCUUCUAACUGGGCCGCUCCCGAAGAGGUGGAGGAGUACUACACCAACCGCCGUAAUGAUGUCCAUAGUGAUAGCGACGAAUCCGAUUCUAGGUUUCCAGAAGAAACUUUUCACGACGUUGGCGAAGAAAGAGGGUUGGUUAGACAGGCAAGUCUUGGGCGAAAAUCGAGGCCUGUCAUUACAGAAAUUAAGAGUUCUGGUGGAGGAAAGUUGGCCGCUGCAUCCAGUAAAUCUUCAAGUGAGUCGUUUAAGACGGGCCGUAGCGCGAGUGGUUCAGUCAGUGCCGGGCGUGGAACAUCGAGGUCGCCAGCUGAAAAAAGUUCCCCAACAUUGAACCCCGUCGUAGGGGGCUCUGGAGCUUCUCUGCCGUACCUACCCAGCCCGCAAGCUCAAUCACCAGUUUCUUCAUCAACAGAAAGUGACUCUCCUAUCAUCACACCCCCACUUGCAUACACACCUGGAGACUACAUGAGUGAAAGAUUGAGUUUCCCGAGGCGUGCCUCGCAAAGCAGUUCCCCGGCAUAUGAGCUCCAGCCUACUGCAGGUACAGCCCCAAGAGCUCCUCCUCCUGCUGCUGGAGGUUUGGCGGGACGGAGAAUUCCACCAAGGUUGAAUCUUGAUGCUGUUCGUGAAGCAGAGGCUAGAGGUAGCUUGACUAGCUUGCCUGAUCUAAUCAGACGGGCAACAAAGCUUGCUGCUGUUUUGGAGACUGGGAGGCCAGAUUCAAGGUGGGGGGGCAGAGGGGCUAGCUACAUGGAUAGUUCGUCUGGUGGCCGAAGCAGAGACACUGACUCAAUAUCUGACAUUUUGGCAUCUUUCCCUCCUCCGGUUCUCGCCCAAGGGAAGAACCGAAACUCUCGAACACUUUCCCAAUGGCCACUACCAGGUGAUUUCACACACGAAAAUGAAUCCUCAAUUCGACCAUCUAAAAAGCAGGGCCGCCGAGUUUGUGGCUUGCCAUUGUGGGCUUUCGUCCUUCUUGUUAUACUUGCGCUCCUCGUCAUCUGCGCUGCAGUUAUUGUACCCCUUCAAUUAGUAAAUCUAUCGAAAUCGGACAAAAAUGGCAAUAACGAUUCUGGCAGAGCUCUUGUGGCUGAAUGCAAAGAAAAGAAUCCUUGUCAGAAUGGUGGAGAGAACAUUGCAACUAGUGAUUUCUGUGGCUGUGUUUGCACAAACGGGUUUACUGGAUCGGACUGUACGCAGAUGGCUGAUUCAAGUUGCACUACUGUUGACUUGAAGGAUCGCAACGGCGGACGGAUUAAGGGCAUCCAGAAUGUCACGAUGGGAAAUGCUUUGCCGAGACUUUUUGACAUUGCUGAUCCGUACUACAAUAUCGAGCUCGACAUGGCAAUGUUAUUGGCGGUCUUCAGUAAUGAAUCCAUCUCUUGCACUGCGCAGAAUGCACUUGUUACGUUCAAUGGAGAAGCCAUACCCGACAGUGCCACUACCACAACCGCGAAGAGGGAGCUGGAAGCAGCCAUUGCUGAAUUGGAAAAAAGGCAGACAGCCAUAGUGACAGAUACCGCUACAUCAACGGCAGCCGCAGCUACAACUACUGCAACUGGAACUUCCUCCACAGAUUCGAGAACAGUUGAACUUGAUUCGGAUGCAAUUGACUUUGCAAGAGUGGCCGUUCUAUAUCUCACCAACGCCCAGACACUCACGAUUGCCAGCGAGGCCCAGUCCCAAUUACAGGCAUAUUUCACUGCGGGGAGAGAUUUUGGUGAUCUUUCAGUCGGCAACAAUAUCACGGUCGAUUUUGAUAAUCGUAGCAUCGAAUUAUCAAACGGAAGUAUUAUUGGAAGCGCCGCUGCAAACUCGACGAAUACUACCACCGCGACAGAGACGGCAUCCGCAAAGAUCAAACGAACAAUGGAAAGUUAUUUUGUUGCUUGA
This is a messenger RNA of Morchella importuna, 2715 nucleotides long. RefSeq lists its product as uncharacterized. The record is from RefSeq and is a predicted model, not a curated record. NCBI's taxonomy places the organism in Eukaryota, Fungi, Ascomycota, Pezizomycetes, Pezizales, Morchellaceae. The transcript is spliced from 2 exons. The coding region runs from base 1 to 2715 and encodes 904 amino acids.